Molecule: messenger RNA, 1417 nt
Organism: Papilio polytes (common Mormon)
Lineage: Eukaryota; Metazoa; Arthropoda; Insecta; Lepidoptera; Papilionidae
Exons: 12
Coding region: 203-1417 (404 amino acids)
Biological process (GO): regulation of cell migration; actin cytoskeleton organization
Cellular component (GO): bicellular tight junction; cytoplasmic vesicle; plasma membrane
Source: RefSeq, a predicted model, not a curated record
CAAAAGUAACUUAUCUGACAGCUGGUUCACCCAAUUUAUUUCAGCAAUCGAAUUAAUCUUUAGGAAAUAUGUAAUAUAUCUUAAUGUAAAAUUAAGUCUUUCAUCCAUUAUGUUACAAACAUAGUGUGCAGGAGGGUCAAUAUAGUGAAGUUUUGGUUAGUGUGAAAUGGUUUCCUGUUGAUAUAGUCAUAAAUCUUUAAACAUGGGAUCCAUGCGUCCAAAUGGACGGUUCCUUUCGUUUACGAACAAUAUACAAAGGACACAGAAACAGCCUGUGUCAAGUGGUUUUCCACAAAGUCUGUCAGGCAGUGAGACAGAUGUAUCCACAUCGAAUGAGAAUUUGUCCCGAGAGGAGCGCUAUGUCGUCCGGCACACCGCUAGGGUUGAACCCCAGGGUCAAGAGAAUCAAAGUCAGAACAAUAAUGCAAAUAACAGAAACUCUUUAAAGGAAAGUGUAACAGGCAGCAAUCGUAAUUCUUUGAAAGAUUCUGUGGGAGGUGGAAACAGCAAUAGGAGUUCUUUAGAUGUUUCUUCAUCUUCUUAUAAUACUCUAAUUAUACACAAUCAGGAUGAUUCUUGGCCAACACGACCAACACCAAUUCGAGAACAUGAAAGAACAAAUAGUGAAGUUAAACAUCCGAAUACUCAGUCUUCCCCUUAUCAUACAUUGAAGAAAACUGAAGGGAAGAAACCAAGUGGCAUACCAUUGCCUAAAAUGCAUAAGGAACAAGCUGUGACAAGUAAUGCUAACUAUAUUGAUAUUGGCGGACAAAGGAUCUAUACUAGUCCACCAGAUCAUGGAGUGCAGGAAAUAACGGAGAUCCCAGAUGACUUUUUGAAUCAGUCAUCAGUGCUGAAGCACCUCGCCAAGGAGGUGGCGCAGUCUCCAACGCCGCGGCUGCAGGCGGACUGCCGCCGGCUGCAAGACAUCAACAGGGCACUCAAGCAACAGGUGGAGGUGGUGUCGCAGGGCGUGCGCAGCGAGACGGACAGCAGCGUGGAGGCGCUGCGCAAGGAGCUGCAGAACAGGGAGAUGCUCAUCGCACAGCUCAUCACUCAGAACAAGGAGCUGGCGUGCGCGAAGGAGCGGCAGGAGAUAGAGAUGUCCGCGCAGCGCGCCACGCUGCAGGAGCAGCGCACGCACAUCGACAUCCUCGACACCGCGCUCACCAACGCGCAGGCCAACGUCGUGCGCCUCGAGGAGGAGUGCCGGCACGCGAGCGGGUACGUGGAGCGCGUGGUGGGGCUGCAGCGCGCGCUGGCCUCGCUGCAGCAGGCCUCCGACCGCCGCGAGCACACGGAGCGCAAGCUGCGCGCGCAGCUCGAGAAGGAGCUGCAGACGCUGCGUAAGCGGGAGUGCAACUGCCUUGGCUCCUGGACUAGGUUCCCAUGUGCUGCAGAAUUGACUCUUAGAUAG